CCGUAGUACUGUAUAAAUCAGUUAACAUAAGUCAUAAUAUUACUAAACUAGUAAUAUUAGUUUAGUAAUAUUAUGCAUAAGUACAUUUUAGUGCAUAUAUAUCUUUGUACUUUGAAGUACAGUUAGUUUACGAUUAGUGUUACCAUACUCGUUACUCGUAGGCAUUAACAGCGUCUACCUGGCGUAGUGGUCUAGUUGUUAUGGUCUACAUCUGGAGAUGAUUGCUUACAUCCUGCCCGAGCUUUUUUCACACUUUUAUAGUUUUACUGUUUUACAACAAUAUCUGCAACUUGUCCAUUUUAUCAGUUGUUGGUAUCACGAAUUUUUCAGCUUCUUUUUUGACGAUGUCGUCUUAUGGAUAGUUUUUUAUCAGCUGACACGAAUGCCGCUUUCUUUAUUCAGGUGUGGUUAAUUAUGUAGUUGAUUUGGAAGGCACGAAGCGAGGCACUGCAAUAGUAAUACGCCUCGAUUUUUACUAAAGUUUUCGACUGCACGGAGAGGUUGUGGUCUGCACUCUGAAUCCAGUGCUGCCAGCUUGAAUAAUCUUUUCUAAAAAUUUUUUUAAUGGGUCAUGGAUUUUAAUAAAAUGCGUCGGACAUCUCUGGGUUCACUGCAAACAGCCCGUCUCCUGGAUGAUUUUGGCGAAGGUGACAGUGUUGAUUCUGAUGCAAAAAGAAGUGCGUCCCUGGCUAAAGAGCGACAAAAGCAAAAAGCCACUGCUCGACAAGUUCCCGUUGUUCCACCAGUUCUGUCGUUUCCUGCAGAUGGCAACAGAUCUGCUCUUGUGGAGAUUGCGGAUGACGAUGCUUUCUUGUCGUCGAAAGAUGGCUCCGGAGAUGGCACAGGGGAUUUUUCGGAUAAAAAUCAGAAACCCAUCCUCUUGGCCAGAGAGCAGACGGAAAGUGUCCUGAAGGAACAACUGCGAUUAUUGCAAGAAGAACUGAAACUGAAGGACAGCGAGUGCGCCAAAAUGCAAGCGUAUCGGGACCGUGUCAGUGCGGAACUGGAAGAUUUAACAGCAACAUUGUUCGAGGAGGCAAAUAAGAUGGUCAGAGACGAAAAAGUUCGGAGACAUCAAGCGGAGAAGUUGUACAAGGAGACGUAUAUGAAACUUGAAGCAUUGGACACGGAAAUGGCCUGGCGUCGCGAACAAAUGGCCACCAUUCCUGAGAAAACAUCAUCGCUCCCGACACGUUCCGCCAGUUUGCACACACUCAACACAAACUCUUCUGCAAACGAUGCGUUGACAUUGUCGGGUGUAAUUGACUGGUUUCGCGGAGCCAAACCAUUAGCGAAUGGCGCACAAAGUCAGAUGCCUUCGGUAACCGUGGACGCGAUUGCUGAUGAAAAUGCUGUGAUCCGAAAAGAAAUUGAUCCCGUUGUACAUGCCGAAUUUGUGUCGUGGCGGCAGAAACCAUCUCUCAGCCGAGAACAUCCUUUGAUUAAUCGCAUUUACAACCAGGAUAUUGAGCCAAAUUUCGAAUUUACGAAUCUGGAAUUGGCGAAGCGGGCGCUGAAAGCAGUGGAACAGAACACCAUCUUCAUCGAGGAAAGCUGUAAAUACAAGCCAUUUGCAAAAGUAUGCUCGCUGUCUUUAUCUCCGCGGUCCUGUGUGUAUCGGAUGCGGCUAGGAGACGAUAAUACCUGGUACGCAAUUUCGGCAUUUGCGAGAAAUCGGAUUAUUUCGGUAUGCGACUUUUUCACGUUCAUUCGCUAUAUUCAACUUGGUCUGGUGCGACGAGGAGUUCAUGAUACGUGGUGGGAAAUUGUUUCUCAUCGUGAACGCAUGUCCAAAGCACGGCUUGGGGUGUUAUAAUUGCUUGGACAUCACCCACAUUACUAAUGCAGAAAUAUGGUUUGCUGUACGUGAUGUACGAAUAACCGGUGCAAGUGUUCGCCAAAGACAGUCUUGUAUUAUUCUUGUAGUGUGACCUUUGUCAUUCCGGUGUUUGAUGUUGUCCUGUUUUUAAGCAAAGUUUUAUUAAGUACUGUGUUCAUGCCCUUCGCAAAAACAAUAGCAACAAGAGGAAAUUUGCAGCGCAACGGCAGCCAACCAAAUUGGUCCACGAAUACUCUGCGAAGGUUGCAGCUUUGGCAGACAGAGGGA
This is a messenger RNA of Paramacrobiotus metropolitanus, 2107 nucleotides long. Its product is annotated as guanine nucleotide exchange factor for Rab-3A-like. Lineage: Eukaryota; Metazoa; Tardigrada; Eutardigrada; Parachela; Macrobiotidae. The transcript is spliced from 9 exons. Gene Ontology annotation, molecular function: guanyl-nucleotide exchange factor activity. The record is from RefSeq and is a predicted model, not a curated record. The coding region runs from base 572 to 1816 and encodes 414 amino acids. Gene Ontology annotation, biological process: exocytosis. Gene Ontology annotation, cellular component: Golgi to plasma membrane transport vesicle.